AUGAUGCUGCUGCAGGACAGGGAGUUUCCAAGAAGCGAUGCAGCACCUUACAGAUACAGAGUACUCUUGCGUGAAGACACUGCUGAGGCACCGCCGUUGGCGCGGCCGCGGCCCCGCAACACCGGCGGGCGCGAGCCUCACACCGCCCCCGGCCGGGCCGCGGCUCGGCUGACCCCGCGGGAGGGGGCUCGGGCCCCGCCGCAGGCCGGCCCGCGGCACGGCACCCUCAGACCCCGGCCCCACCGCCGGCAAGUUGGCGGGAGGCGGCGCCCGCCGCCAAACUUUGUCCGGCACCGAGGGGCUCUCCCCCAGCAGCGCGGCCCCCGCCACCGCGGCGCCGGGAGCCCGCCGGGCCGCCCUGCCCGACCCCGGGGGCGGCGGAGGGACCGGAGUCCCCGAGCCGCGAACGGCCGCGAUGGGGCACGGCACAGACCCGCUGCCCGCGCCGGAGCACGGUGUAAGUCCCGCGGCUCGGGCACGGCACGGUCCCGCUGCCCGCGCCGGGGCUCGGCACAGACCGGGGCUCCCCUCACGUCCCUCUGUCCCCGGGGCUCCCCGCACGUACCUGCUGCUGCCCGCGGCACCCGCGCCGCCAGCGCCCCGCGCGGGACCAGCGGCACCUGGGGACCGCCCGCGCGCGAUCCCGCGCGCGCCUCCCGCCGUCCCUGCCGGGUCGCCUUGGAAACGCGGGGCCGGCGCGCGGGGCGCUCCGCGGGAGCGGAGGGGGCGCGCGCGCGUCCGCCGCGCGUCACGCGGGCGCGGCCGGGCCAAUGGCGGCGGCGGGCGGCGCGCGCUGUAGUACUACGGGCCGGGAGCCGAGCGGCGCCCCCGGCCCCGCCCCCGCCCCGCCGGGCAGCGCCGCGACCCCCGAGCCCGGCCGGCCCCCAGCCCCCGCCGCUGCGGCACGAAGGCACCGAGCGCUGCGCUCACCCCGCUCUGCUCCCUUCCCUGGAGGCCGGGAUUACAUAA
Sturnus vulgaris (Common starling) is the source of this 969-nucleotide messenger RNA. The record is from RefSeq and is a predicted model, not a curated record. NCBI's taxonomy places the organism in Eukaryota, Metazoa, Chordata, Aves, Passeriformes, Sturnidae.